GUGCUGGUCUCAAACUUCCCGUCGCGGAGCGGGGGAGGGGUUGUGGCUUACCUGACUCUUUUUGGUCUGACGCUCUCAGUGAUGCAACUAGGAACAACCACGACAAAAGAAAAAGGAGAGAAAAAACUUGGGGAGUUCCGGCCGAUACCCGUAGAGAUCCACUGCGAAGAACUAGCUCCUGGUUUUGUUGAAAAGAUUUAGACCCGUCGGAUACCUCAAGCGACCCUGGUACUCUGCGUUCGAGUCUAUCACAGUCAUGUCUUCGGAAUCGCGGCUCUACACCUUCUCUCAGGAGACCAAGGAUCACCUGCGCAAGUUCCGCCUCGGAACCUCGCGGUCCAACGAACCCCAAGCUGUCAUAUACCAUAUCGAUAAGAACACCCACGAGAUCCGCCAAGACGACGACAAGGUUGUGUACAAGUCGCUCGAGGAGAUCAGCGACGACCUGCCGGAUCACAGCCCGCGCUUCGUGCUGCUGAGCUACCCACUUACAUUGCCCUCUGGCCGUCUGUCGGUGCCAUACGUCCUGAUUUACUACCUCCCUAUCACCUGCAACAACGAGAUCCGCAUGCUGUACGCGGGCGCCAAGGAGCUGAUGCGGAAUACGAGCGAGGUUGGCCGCGUAAUCGACAUCCAGGAAGCCGAGGACUUGCAGGAGAUACCUCAGAAGCUGGGUGCUGCGUGAGGAAAUAGAAACGGAGAGCAUAGGUCGGGCACAUAUAGACAGUCGGGAGGGACCACAGGGAUGGCCGGCUCGAUAAGUAACAGAAUGGUAGUAUGCGGCGCUCGCGUACAUAAUACCCAUGCUCCAACAAUAGGACAAGCCCAUGUUGAAUUGAUGACAUCCCAAAAGAGCACUUCCGACUUGACCAUAAGAGUGAUGGGU
Messenger RNA from Colletotrichum navitas, 886 nucleotides. Its product is annotated as GMF family protein. Gene Ontology annotation, biological process: negative regulation of Arp2/3 complex-mediated actin nucleation; actin filament debranching. The transcript has 4 exons. Gene Ontology annotation, cellular component: actin cortical patch. Gene Ontology annotation, molecular function: actin binding; Arp2/3 complex binding. The coding region runs from base 257 to 685 and encodes 142 amino acids. The record is from RefSeq and is a predicted model, not a curated record. Lineage: Eukaryota; Fungi; Ascomycota; Sordariomycetes; Glomerellales; Glomerellaceae.